Messenger RNA from Prorocentrum cordatum, 6735 nucleotides. NCBI's taxonomy places the organism in Eukaryota, Dinophyceae, Prorocentrales, Prorocentraceae. The record is from the annotation of a GenBank genome assembly.
AUGGACGCGGGCUUGGCGAAGUGCUGCCCGGAUGCGACGGACCUCAGCCACGCGACGUACAGGAACUUUCGACGGAGAGCGACGGUGUUCCAGAGGUUGUGCGCGCGCCGAGGCGCGCCAGUGGUGAGCGAGGGCGCCUACUUGCUCCUGCAGAGCCUGCAGGGCGACGCAUGGGACGCCUGUGAUGAGAUAAGUUUCGAGAGGAUGGACACCGCAGAGGCAUUCGACGAGAUUUUUGAGAAGUUGGACGUGCUGUACAGGUACACGCAGGAGGUCGAGUUGCCAGGAAGAUGCGACGGAUUUUUCGGAGAGUUCGCGCGGCAGCCGAAGGAGACGCUCAACGCGUACGUGCUCAGGCAUGGCAAGGAGCUGACGAAGCUGCGCGAAGCGGGACUUGAGCUGCCAGAUCUACUGGCAGGAUGGCAUAUGAUGACGCGAGCGGCGAUUCCCCAGUGGCAAGUACCCAACCUCAAGGCGCUGUGCAACAACAGGUUGACGGUGCAGGUGGUCACGGAGAGCCUGAAGACGAUGUUCGGAGGCGACAGCGUGGCGCACAAGAAGGACAUCGAUCGCGUGAGAAGUACUUAUCACGGACGAGGCAGUCGAGAAGAAGGCUACUGGAUGGAAGACUACUAUGAAGAAGAUGAUGAUGUUUACUAUGAGGACGAGUACGACCCGCAUGAAGAGUAUCAGGAAGAUGACGAAUGGUACGAGGAUGACGAGGAAGUGCCGGAGGAUCUCGAGAACGCCUACGAGGCUACCGAGGAGGCUUACGCAGCGUAUGCGGAGGCUCGAGCUAAGAUGAACGAGUUGGCAAAAUCCCGAGGAUUCUACCCCGUGGUGGCGCUGAUCGACGAGAAGCGUGGCGCGCAGAAGGGUAAGCAGAAAGGACGAUACGGUGGACGAGCACCCUUCGGCGGCGGCAAGGGCGGCAAGCAUUUCGACGGCAGCCCGAAGACGACGCAUACUGGAUCUACGCAGCAACACGGACCAAGGUUCAAGCGGCGACGAGAUGGAGCACCCGCCAAGCACGACGAGGACGCGAAGAUGCUGUACGAGAUCGGCACAGACAACAAGUUGACUGAGAUUGCGCCCAGUAUGGAGACGGCGCACGGAUUACAACUCGAAGAAGUGAAUUUGGCUACGGGCAAAGGAGUUGGCGACAGUGGAGCUACGAAGCCAGUCAUGGGACUCGACGAGUGGCCGAAGUGGCGCAAGAAGCUGACGGACAUGGGUAUGGCCGACCAGAUCACGACGGAGCGGUGCCAGAAGACAUUCCGGUUCGGCAACGAUGCUACGGCGACGGCAAAGCAGAUGGUUACGUUCCCAGUCUGGGUUCGCAAGACGAGGCGCGAGAUCACGGUUUACCUGGUGCCGGGCAAAGUUUCUCUUUUGGUGGCUCGGCCGUGUCUCGAAGAAUGGGGCAUCGUGGUGGACUACCGCAACAAGAAGGCGAUGUACCUGGACGAAGUACCGCAGACGUGGAGCGACAUCGAGACAAACGAGAAAGGCCACAUGAUCCUGGACCUCUUGAGUUUCCCAGAGGACGCGCUGGAGAUCAAAGAGGAGUCUAGCUCGACGGACGCCGACACGGACGGAGAUCACGAGGUCAAGAGCGAAGAGGAGAUAGAUUUCUACGUGACCAGCACUCAUGGCGAGGAGAAGGAGGACGCGGAGACGACGAACUUCGACGCCGAGCAGCUGAAGGACUGGUUUACGAAGGUUAACAGGACGCUGGACGAGAAACCCAAAGUUAAACGCAAGUUCUGGGAGAUUUUUGUCGAUGAGGGACGUAUUUCACAGUAUGUCGAGCAGCAUGGCGACUUCAAGACGGACAAGUAUACGUUGGACACUGGCUGGGAUUUCACGAGGAAGACACAUCGCGAAGCGUUCUUUGAUAAAUUACGACGUGAAAGGCCAGAGGAAGUUUGGAUUUCACCGCCAUGUACGUUGUGGUCUUCGAUCAACACUCUUAACGACGCGAGUAAGGACAACAGAUAUCGGCAGCAACGCAGACGAGAGCGAGAGAAGCAGAAGAAAGAGUUUCUGAAGUUCAGCCGGGACAUCUACGACGAGCAGCAGAAGAACGAGAGGAACGCGCAUUUGGAGCAUCCCAGAUACGCGACGUCGUGGAGCGAGGACGUCUGUCAGGACAUGGAAGGAUACGACACGUUCGUGGACCAGUGCGCGUACGGGCUGAAGGCGCUGGACCGACGGGCGCAGGAGAAACACGUUAUGCUGGAAGGAGCUCACAACAUGCGCGGAGUGGAGAACUACCCGAGAAGUAUGGCGUUUCAGGCGGCAAUCUGCAUCGUGGACGACCCGCAGAACGAGUCAAGCUACGCCGUAGAGGAGAUGACGCAAGAGGAGUUUGACAAGAUCGAGCACAAAGAAGUUUGGAAGAAUUUACUUGAGAAGUUCACGCUCGACGAGGUCAAGUGGGUCGAGAAGGUGCAUGUGCAGAUGGGUCACCCAUCGAGCGAAGCGUUGGCGGCAGCACUCAAGGAGAUGAACGCGGAUGAUCGUUUGGUGAGCUGCGCGCGGAUUUAUAUUUGUGAGAUAUGCUUGAAACGGCAGAGGCCUAAACCAGUACGGAUCGCCAGGGUUCCAAAAGAUAGAGGUUUCAACGACACGAUCGACAUAGACACUUUUCACGUGAAGUGGAACGACAAGCACAAGCUGAUUUUUACGAUUAUGGACGAGAGUUCGCGAUACGAGGUCGACACGGUGGUGCCAGACGAAAAAGCGAAGACCGAGAUAAAGGCGAUCGAGAAAAACUGGAUCAAUUGGGCUGGUGUGCCAGUGCGUAUUCGGGCUGAUCAAAGUGGUGCGCAUGUGAGUGAGGAGUUUUCGGAGUGGUGCGACAUGCGGCAGAUAAAAUUGCAGCUCAUACCGAGAGACGCUCAUCAUCGACUCGGGAUCCUUGAAAGGAAUCACCAAGUACGACGAGAGCAGAUUGCCAAGUAUCACGAGGACCGACUGGACGACAGCCUGAAGGUUACGGUGCGAGUGACGUGCGACAUGAGGAAUCGGCUACGUAACGUUCGAGGGUUUACUCCAGCGCAGCGUGCGCUAGGACGACAGCCCAGGGAUCUGGGCAACAUGGCGGACGAGCCGACGACGAUGGGCGAUCUUGGAGAGCACGACGAGGGAUUCUACCAGAACCUGGGUCGCAGGCGAGACGCGGCUAAGGCCUACUUCGCGGCGAAUAUGUCGAGGGCAGUGCGAGAGGCUUUAGCGGCUCGCAACAGACCCUUAGCGAAGGAGUUCCAGAUCGGCGAGUACGUCUACUUCUGGAGGCGCGACAAGGGCGAGAGCGACUUGAUCAAGAGUUAUUGGAAGGGACCGGCGAUGGUGACGCAGGUCGAGUACACGGACGAUCCCGACAAGCUGAGGCAGUCAGUCAUCUGGUGCGUGCAUAACAACACGCUGCUCAGGACAACGCACGAGUUGCUGAGGCCAGAGCUACCAGAGGAGCGGCGACAACGCGAGGAGGCAGAUGAUGAUUUCGGUCUACCCUUGUCGACGGCGGAGAGAUUGCUCAAGAAGCUGAAGAGCACGACCGGCUCCAUCAAGUACAAGGAUUGCGUUGGCGACGCACUCGGGGGCCCAGAGGACCACGUAGACGAUGGACGGCCCGAGGACAUGGACAUGGACGCCACAGGCGUGGACACUGAUGGCAAGGUGGAGGAGCCAGUCGAGGAGCGUGUUCAUCGUGACGAAAGGACGAGGAGCAGCGAAGAAGCCGAGCCAGCCGAGCGCGAGGUGAAGGAGGAGCAGCCGCAGUCGGCGGCGGCCGAGUCCCGACCCGAAGCCGAUCUACCAGAAGCCGAUGGCGGGCGAGAACCUCAUCUCGAGGCUCCAAGCCAAGAGAAAGAAGAGGACGCUAAACCUGAGGCCAUAGUGGAGAAGCGGAAGGUGGACGACAGGGACGAGUUACUGGAGAGCAUUAAUGCGGCAAGACGGCUCGACGGACUCAAACCGUUGGCUAAGAGACCAAGGAUAACACCGAUGGAGACAGAGACCAUCAAGACGGACACAGGCGACGACGAGCUGCUACUGCUGUACGAGGACGAGGAGACGAUCUACCUCACGAGCGCGGCGAAGCGCGACGCUGUGGUGGAGGCCAGGCUCACGCCGGACGAGAAGGUGCAGUUCGACGAGGCCAAGACCAAGGCAUUGCUACCCUGGAUCGAGAACCAGGCGUGGCAGGCGGUGAACGAGGCGACGGCGGGAGCUGGCGAAGUGUGUCCGAUGAGCACUAACGUGGAGAAGGCAAGCCCUACUCUGACGAGGCCCGCGAGGUACCUCAUCCUGCUCAUCCUGUGCCAGCAGUCGUGGAAGAUGGUGGCAGCUGACGUGAAGAGCGCAUUCCUCCAGGCAAAAGACAUUCGUGAGCAGGGAGUGCGCAUUUUCAGUAGACCGACGAAGGACAUCCGAAGGAGGUUGGCGAAGAUGAUGGGCCUGAAGGACGACGAGAUAUUGCAGAUGCUGAAGCCAGCUUUCGGGGAUGUUCGCGCUCCCAGGCAGUGGAAUCAGACGAUCACGGAGGCCAUGAUCGACAUCGGAUUUCUUCAACACCAGUUGGAUCGGUGCUGUUUUCUGUCGUACCGCAUCGCGGCCGACGGCGACGACCCCUUUCUGGUGUGGAGCGCAGACGACGGACAGAACUACGUACUGGACGGUAUUUUGGGUUUACACGUGGACGACUUCAUCGGUGGCGGCGAGAACUUGGAGUGCGAGGCCGACCUGACCGACAAGCAGGCCUACGAGGGCACGUUCCUGGACAGGGUGCAGACUCUCAGCAGGCGCUUUAAGUUCGGCAAGUGGGAGUUUCAGAACGGUAUUGUUUUCUGUGGUAUGGAGACCACGCAGUCGCAGUCAAGGAACGAGAUCGAGGUCAAGGCCGAGCAGUACAUCCACAAGGUGAAGCCGAUUAGCAUCGAGAAGGUACGCCGCCAGCACCCGGACGAUUUGUGCACGCCGAAGGAGAUAAGCCAGCUACGAGGACUUAAUGGAGCUAUGCAGUGGCCGGCAUCUCAGUGUAUGGUGCAGGCGGCGGCGACAGUUUCUUUUGCCCAAGGUGACGUGAGCAAAGCUACGGUUGGAAGUUUGCUGGAGGCCAACAAGUCAUUGCGGUUCCUGAAGGCGAGUGGCGACGUGGGCAUCCGUAUUCGUUACGUGUCCAAGUGGGAGCAGCUACGACUUGGAGUGUAUUGGGACGCUUCAUGGGCAACAAGACUUAACGGCGAGUCGCAAGGAGGCUAUAUGAUCUUCGCGAUCGAGGACGACAGGAUCGACGACGGCCAGGCCACGUUUUUGGUCAUCAUCGAUUGGACGAGCAAGAAGUUGGUUCGCAUUUGCAGGAGUUCUCUGUCCGGGGAGGCUCAGGCGGCGGCCAACGCGGUGGACGCUCUUGAGUUCGCGAAGACGAUGCUGACCACGAUGCUCUACCCCAACAUGCAGCUGACGGGACCGGACAUGUUGCAGGUGCUAGGGCGAAGCCCGUGUAUCACAGACUGCAAGGCGCUCUACGACGCAGCCAAUUCUCAGGCGCCAGCCGGUGGCCUGACGGAGCGCAGGACGGGCAUCGAGAUCAUGCAAGUGAACGAGAAGAUGAAGGAGUUCGGCGGAGUGUGGAGAUGGACGAACACACAUCAGCAGAUGGCGGACGGGCUGACUAAGUUGCAGGUGCGGCAGCAGUUCGUGGAGAAGCUGAGGAGAAUGACACACGCGCUGAAGUACGACGCAACGUUCACUGCAGGCAAGAAGGUUAGCCAGCAAGAGCGUAACAAGAACGAGCAGGAGCUGAACGACGCGGCGGCCGACUUCGACGAGGCGAAUGCAGUGGACCAGACACCAGAUGAAGUGCCAGCGCGAGAGAUGGUCAAAGCGACGAGGGCAGGUACCAGGACAGCACAGAGACUCGCGGCGCUGGUGGCGAUCACGGCGGCUACGACGACUAAAGCAGAGGAGACGUGCCCAAGCCUGGACAUCAACGAGACGCAGUGGAUCUACGUGACCGUGCUCACGAUGUUGCUGGUUGUGAUGGUGCUGGUUUGCGGUUGUUGUUUGUGUGUGACGUGCUACAUCAAACGGGCGAAUGAGCGAUUCUGGAGAUCAACUAACGAAGAGAUGAAACGCUGUUUGAAAGAUACGCCAGACUCAUGCGGAGACGACAACGCCGAGUAUAUGCAGAUGAAGAUAAAGAUGAGUGAGCAAGCCGACGAGAUCGCGCGCUUAAAAGAGAAGAACGAAUGGCAACGGACUAAGAUCGAAGAGAGAGCCAAGCAGAUAGUCGACAUGCAGCCAGACAUGGAGAAGCUGAUGACGGAUUUUGAGCAGCGCGGCAAGAGCUUGGCGGUAUACGAAGAGAAGUUGACCAAGACCGAGAAGCUACUGAAGGACGCUAAUGAGGAGCUUGGAUUGUGCUAUAAAAGGCUGUCGGCGCUGAACGGUUCGAACGACAAGUUGGAGCGGCAGCUGAAUAACGUGAAGAACGAGCUACGGCAGAUGACGCUGAGAGCUCGAGACGUGCCGGAGCCCAAGCGGAUGAGGUCGGCGAACACUCAGUCACAGUGUACGUAUCGACGAGAUCUAGCCACGCCGAGGUUUCAGGUGAUACAGUCGAUGAACGAGCCGACGCUCGAGCAGUUCAUGAACGGCGUGGUGAUGAUCAUCGUAUGUGGGACCUACGAUAUUCAGGAGACCAGGGCACAUCUCUCGACUCUGUAG